Molecule: messenger RNA, 733 nt
Organism: Pezoporus occidentalis (night parrot)
Lineage: Eukaryota; Metazoa; Chordata; Aves; Psittaciformes; Psittacidae
Product: antimicrobial peptide THP1-like
Exons: 5
Coding region: 196-507 (103 amino acids)
Biological process (GO): defense response to Gram-negative bacterium; innate immune response in mucosa; defense response to Gram-positive bacterium
Cellular component (GO): extracellular region
Molecular function (GO): CCR6 chemokine receptor binding
Source: RefSeq, a predicted model, not a curated record
AGUGUAAAACCAGGGUGUUUUGGGCAAAGUGAUACUCCCUAAUACUUCUGGGUGCAAGUGAUUCCUGGUGGAUUGUUUCAGCCUGUUGCUUCCUUGGUGGGCUCUGAAUCAAGACCUUCAUCAGUGAAUGUUGUUUUGAGUAAAAUGGCAAAUACUAGCCAUCAACCAAUGCCUUGAGAAAAACAUCAGGAACUGAUGAAGAAGAUGAAACUUUGGAUUGUCCAACAGGCUGGUGCUUCCCAAAAUGCUCCAAGAAUACACGAGAAGUUGCAGUUAUUGCCCUCUGAAGACCCGACCGAGGCAUCAGCCAUGCGGAUCCUGUACCUGCUCUUCCCCUUAUUCCUCCUGUUGGCUCAGGGUGCUGCAGGAUCCUCCCUGGCUCCAGGAAACAAGGCACAAUGUCUUCGACAAAAAGGCUUCUGUGCAGUUUUUAAGUGCCCCUUCCCCUAUGUCAUCAGUGGACUUUGUACAAAGUUCUCAUUUUGCUGCAAGAAGAUGUGGGGCUGAGCCCCUGAACCCCAUGAGCAGGACGUCCCCCUCGCUUCUGGCUCCUGGCUCCUGAUGUCAUCUCCUCUCCCCACCUCUGCCGCCCCCAGGGGCUGUGACAGCAGCAGUGGAAGCACUGCUCCUGCUGGGUGCCCGUGUGCUGGGGACAUCCCAACACGGAGCCGGUGCUGCUGGGGCAGAGGCUGCUUUUCCCGGCUUGAAUAAAGACGAGCAGUUUGGCAUUGCA